UGUUUACUAAAUACAUUAAAAAUAAAUAGAAACUUUCAGUUGCCCGCUACGCUCGAGCUUAAGCGCGGGAAUCUUUUGUUUUUAUUUUCAUCCAUCUUCUUUUUUAAACCGUUCAGUGCCUGCAUUGAUGGUCCUCACCAAAAUGUUAUUGUUAAAAUGAUGUGCAACAUGUCUGACUCUGAACACUAGCUAAAGUUGUUUUCGUGCGUUUUACAGUGGUUUGUGUACAAAGUGGACUCGCCCGUUAGUUGAGUUUUGACAAGUGUUUUGUGUAUAAACAAGCCAGGGACCAAAAUAAAAACCAAACUUUUUCUUUUAUUUUUAAUUAUAAUUGUAAUGUGCUCAAACUGUUUGCUUUCUAAAACAUCGGUAAAACGCGGUUUGGUAUCAUCGUUUAGUUUGGUUCACUCGAAGAGAAAAGGAAUAUUCAUACAUCCGACGACAAUGUUUAAAAACUUUUAUAGUGCCAGUGUCCCGAAUCCCCUAAGAAUAUAAAUCAAAAUAAGUACAAAACCUAAUUUAUAAAUUAAAAACGUGAUAUUUACAUUAAAUAAACAAUGAAGCUUCUGGAAAGCACCAGAUUCGAAGCAAUAAACAAUGCUCUAUCAAUCAAAACAGGCGACAGCAAAAUAAUCGGUCGCAUCGAGAGCUACUCGUGUAAAAUGGCAGGCACCGACAAGGCUCUGUACAAACGCUUCAACGCCGAGGGCAUCCAUCCCAGUGAUCUGCAGGCUCUUUCGCCCCCACAGGGCGUCUCACCUGGACAUUCGUCGUAUGCCAGGAGCAUUUCUGGGGACGAGGAGGGCCCACUCUGCGACACAAUCAGUCGCAAAACUUUAUUCUAUUUGAUUGCCACCUUGAAUUCAGCCUUUCCCGACUAUGAUUUCAUGGAUGUUAAGAGUGCAGAGUUCAGCAAGGAGCCGUCCCGUCAGUGGGUGUCGAACGCCAUCGACUCGAAUCUGGGCGCAACCGUCGGCGAGCAGUACCGUUUGAUGGGUCCGUCCAUGUGGGCCGCCAUCGACGACGAGAUCUCGCUGGAGAACUGCGACAUUUAUUCGUACAACCCGGACUUGGUCAGCGAUCCGUUCGGCGAGGACGGGUGUCUCUGGAGCUUCAACUACUUCUUCUACAACAAGAAGCUGAAGCGCAUCGUUUUCUUCACCUGUCGCGCCGUCAGUCCCAGUUACAUCGUGGAUUCAGGCUACGGCAACGACUUCAUAAUGGACGACGAAGACAUGUACUAAUUUCAACGUCAAAACUGAUUCAAUAAUAAUAAAAAUCUUUUGGUGAGAGCAAAAGUACAAACUACGUUUUAGGUAUAGUUUUUAGGUGUUCUUUUUUAGUCUUACACACAUAGUUUUUUCUCAAAAUAUGUUGAUCACACAUUAUAUAUUAACGUGAUACCAAUAUGGAUUGUUUUUAGUGUUUAAUUUUAUUCCCGACUUUGGUGUCAGAUUUUAGAACGAAAUCGCGUUACUUUUAAAUGUAUCAAGCACGUCGUUUAUAUAUUUACACGUACACAUGUACUUAUUGAUGUAACACAACAUUUUUUUGAUGUUUUACGAUUAUCCAGGUUGUUAAAUUUGUUAACAAGUAUUAAUUCAGUUCAAAUUUAACAACGCUGAAUAGUGAUAUUAAAAAUAUUUCUUAAAGAAAUGAAAGUGUUUAAAAUAUACAAUUUUUGACCAAUGAUCAAACAACAAAAAUUGUAUGUUUUGACCAAUUUUUUAGAUUGUAUUUGUAAUCUUAUAUUUCGAUUCUAAUACAAUAUAGAAGAACCUUUUAAUUGUUACACCUUUUAAGACCUUUAUUAUUUUUUAUCAGUGGUCUUUGAAGGUAUAUUUUAGAACUAAGAGAUUGAUUUUCUUCGUUCCUUGUACAGUUUAGUAUCGUCGGAGUUACGAUGCUUGAGUUAAAAAAUAAAAAGAAUUGUCAGACUUUAUUCUAAAAUUUGGACGACAUAUGAGUAUUAGAAUUCUUUUAGUUAUACUGAGUAAAGACUAAUUGGGUUUAAGGUUAGUUGUUCGAUCUCACAAAAUUUAUAUUUAAUUCUUGCUUUAUGUACAUAUUUUUUUUCUUUUAUUUCGUUUUAUAGUAUUAGCAGCAAUAUAUCAGACUGUACAAAUUUUAUAACAUUUCACUCAACAACUAAUACAACACAUAGUUUAGGUUAAAGAUCUGAUAAUAAAUAUGUUUAAUUCA
This is a messenger RNA of Aethina tumida (small hive beetle), 2202 nucleotides long. It is a transcript of the gene Maf1, whose product is annotated as repressor of RNA polymerase III transcription MAF1 homolog. Gene Ontology annotation, molecular function: RNA polymerase III core binding. NCBI's taxonomy places the organism in Eukaryota, Metazoa, Arthropoda, Insecta, Coleoptera, Nitidulidae. Gene Ontology annotation, biological process: negative regulation of transcription by RNA polymerase III. Gene Ontology annotation, cellular component: nucleus. The transcript has 4 exons. The coding region runs from base 558 to 1244 and encodes 228 amino acids. The record is from RefSeq and is a predicted model, not a curated record.